UUUCAUUUCAAGCUUGACGUGUCCAUUCUACUUUCGUAUUUUCGGCGGCGUAAACCAACUGCUGUAACACUAAACCAUUUCGGUUUGUACUAAACCUUUUGUGGUCACGCUAAACCAUUUCAUUUUACGCCACGCGCGACCCAGCGCGAGAUCUAACACAUGCGGGAGAAAUGGCCGCAGCUCAAAUUUUCGGUGUGGGUGAAAACUGUAAACCAUCGUGGGGAGAUGCUGCAGCAGAUUAUGAUGAAGCAGACGAGCAUUUGGAAAUCAUGGGGAAACCUGUCAUGGAAAGAUGGGAAACCCCUUAUAUGCAUAAACUGGCUUCAAUAGCUGCGUCGAAAGGUGGACGGGUACUUGAGCUCGGCUUUGGAAUGGCGAUUUCAGCGACGAAAAUCCAGACUUUUCCCAUAGACGAGCAUGUUAUCGUUGAAUGCAAUGAUAACGUCUUUAAACGGCUGGAGAAAUUUGCCCAAGUAGCUGAAAGGAAAGUAACUGCGUUGAAAGGCUUGUGGGAAGAUGUUGUUCCUGCCUUACCCAAUGGUUCAUUUGAUGGCAUUAUGUAUGAUACAUACCCCUUGUCAGAAGAAACAUGGCACACACAUCAGUUUAAUUUUAUCAAAGACCAUGCCUUCAGACUUCUGAAGCCAGGUGGAGUUCUGACAUACUGCAACCUGACUUCAUGGGGUGAAUUGUUAAAGACAAAAUACAAUGAUAUCGAAAAGAUGUUUGAGGAGACACAAGUUCCAGAGUUACUCACAUGUGGGUUCCUUAGAGAACACAUAUCAACUGAAGUCAUAGAGGUUGAUGUGGCACCAGAUUGCCGCUACUAUAGCAACAGGGAAAUGAUUGCUCCCACAAUCAUUAAGAAGUGAAACUGGCUUAAAGUCUUUAGCUCAUUUCCAUGAAUUUUUUAGGGUGUACUUGACACAUUUUAUUAUGAACUGUAAAUCUAAUAUUUAUGCAAGUGAUAUGCAGCAUCCAUUUCAUUUCUAAUGAAUUUCUAGAGGAACAGAUUAUUGUCAGGGGAAGUUAUAAAUGUUUUUGUGGCUCUUGGUUGAUGUUACUACAACAAUAGGAAUAUUAUUGCUCCUAUUUUUGUUAAGUAUUAAAAUAAGGU
Molecule: messenger RNA, 1117 nt
Organism: Pocillopora verrucosa
Lineage: Eukaryota; Metazoa; Cnidaria; Anthozoa; Scleractinia; Pocilloporidae
Product: guanidinoacetate N-methyltransferase A-like
Biological process (GO): creatine biosynthetic process
Cellular component (GO): cytoplasm; nucleus
Molecular function (GO): guanidinoacetate N-methyltransferase activity
Source: RefSeq, a predicted model, not a curated record